Messenger RNA from Ylistrum balloti, 1237 nucleotides. Its product is annotated as mediator of RNA polymerase II transcription subunit 11-like. The record is from RefSeq and is a predicted model, not a curated record. Lineage: Eukaryota; Metazoa; Mollusca; Bivalvia; Pectinida; Pectinidae. Gene Ontology annotation, biological process: regulation of transcription by RNA polymerase II. The coding region runs from base 1 to 408 and encodes 135 amino acids. The transcript has 3 exons. Gene Ontology annotation, molecular function: transcription coregulator activity. Gene Ontology annotation, cellular component: mediator complex.
AUGGCGGAAGGACCGGUGGCGCGUUUGCAACAGCUCGAGAGCAUAGAAAAAGAUAUUGCUACGGCAAUACAAAGUGCAGGUCAAGCCCUUCAAGAACUAGCUAAGGACAAACCUGUAUUAAAACAAGUUGAGACACAUACCACCAACUUCAUGAAGAUAUUGAUGGAGGUUGAGAAAAAACUCACACAGCAGAUAAAUUAUCUAACACAGGUAUCUACAGGUCAACCCCAUGAAGGUUCAUCCUAUGCCGCCCAGAAAGACCUGACAUUAGCCUACCAUCGUAUGGAUCAUAUCAGAAGCAGACUCAUGGAUCUUGGCAAAUUACAUAUUGAACACCAGCAAGCACAACGGCAACUAUCAAUGACCAAAGGUCCCACUGUCACUGCACAGAUGGGCGAUGGCAGCUAGGACUUUGGUACUAUAUACCUGGUAUCAUUUACUAAGGAGGCAGCUGUUACAGGACAGAUCGGUGUAGGCAGUUAAGACCGUGGUACUGGUUAUCAUGUCCAUAUCAUCUUUGGAUGAUGUGUUAAACCAAUCUGUUGAUUUGUUUGUCUGUACAAGUAAAACAGAAAUAUCUGACAGCUGGAGUGGAAUUGCAAAUAUAUUUUGUUAACACUACUUAGUUCUGGAAUCUUGUACACAGACACACUGUGUUGACAUGGAGAUGCAAUGCAAGACUCAGUUGUAUGUUUAACAUUACAACAGUGGCAAAUAAUGUUAACAAAUGCAUGGCAGUUGAUAGUAAUGCAGUGGUAAAAUAUACCAGUUUUGCUUGUGCUAACCAUAACUUAAUGAUUAUAUCAGAUGACUGGUGGAAAUGUUAAUGUACAGUCAUUUUACCUGUACUUAUCAUGAGGACUAUCUUGUAUAUAAAAUCGUUAUUCAGUAUUAAAUAUGAAUUGGAUAUUUUCAGAAAUGUGUGAGAUUAAGUCAUCACUUAAUGGAUUAUUGUUGUAAUUCUGGUUAUUUUAUUUUAGAAAUGGGCAGUGAAUUCUUUUAUGUUUUGAUUUAUAUAUGUUGUAUAUGUAACAAAAAAGUGAGAAAGUCAUGUAAGGGAUAUUUCAGUAAAACAUCUACUGCAGGACUCCAAAUUACAUCACUUCAGUCCAUGGCAAAUUAUCAAUAAUGUGUAGCACCUCUAAACAAAACAAGGAGUCAUGUGUCAGGAUAGUUAUUUGACUGGAAUAGCCUUAAGGAAGUUCUGAUGUAAUUUAGAUUAAAAAAUUCUAAGAAA